Messenger RNA from Mus pahari (shrew mouse), 5284 nucleotides. It is a transcript of the gene Znf12, whose product is annotated as zinc finger protein 12. Bases 225 to 2204 code for a protein of 659 amino acids. The record is from RefSeq and is a predicted model, not a curated record. Lineage: Eukaryota; Metazoa; Chordata; Mammalia; Rodentia; Muridae. Gene Ontology annotation, molecular function: histone H3K36 methyltransferase activity; DNA-binding transcription factor activity; recombination hotspot binding. Gene Ontology annotation, biological process: positive regulation of reciprocal meiotic recombination; regulation of transcription by RNA polymerase II. The transcript is spliced from 4 exons. Gene Ontology annotation, cellular component: nucleus.
CUGCGGUCUGUGUCUCUACGCUCGCAGCUUUGACUUGCGCGAGCUGGUGUCGCGAGCCUGCGGGCCGUGGCCGGUGCGUCCGGGUCGGCGGCUGGCGGACGCAGCUUUGCAGGCCGGGGAGGCCGAGGGCCGGGCCGACGGGGGCGGCGAGACCCGGGCCCGGCGCGGCCUCCUAGACCCGGCUUCAUUAGUCCUUCUACAGACUUUUCCUACUGCAGCGGAAGAUGAAUACAGCCUUAGGCCCACUGUCAUUCAAGGAUGUGGCUGUGGCCUUCUCCCAGGAGGAGUGGCAGCAGCUGGACCCUGAGGAGAGGACAACGUACAGGGAUGUGAUGCUGGAGACCUACAGCAACCUCGUCUCCGUGGAUGAGAUCCGGCACGUGAGCAGACUGAUGGAGGAGGACCAGGGAGGUGAAGAGAACCAGUCAAGUUCAGCUGCGUUCAACUACAGAAGCCAGGCCGACGCCUCUAGUAAGGCCAGUGAUGGAGAAACAAAGCCCGUUCCCUCACGGAAGGUCCUCCCUCAGUGCAACUCCUGUGAGAAGAGCCUGAUGUGUAUCUCUGCGUUCAUCCGAAGCGACGGAAGCUACGCAAAACUGCGGCCCAAUGUGUGUGCCGGGUGUGGGAAGCCCCUCCCCCGCAGCCAGCCCGAGGAAGCUCGUCCUGGAGAUGAGUCUUACGAAUUCAGUGGGGACGGAGAUGAAGACACUCUGAGCGAAGAAGGCGUCUAUCAGAAGGCUCACUUUUUGGAGAAGCCCUUUGAGUACGUUGAGUGCCAGAAAUCCUUCCCCAAGGGCACUGUGUUUCUUAAUCACCUGGAAGAGGAGCCCUGUGACUGGAAUGAAUCUGAGGUUGCUUUUCUGCCGACGUCAGACCUCAGCGCCCACCAGGAUUCUCUCAUGGAGAUGAAACCCUACGAGUGCCAGCAGUGUGGGAAGUCCUUCUGCAAAAAGUCUAAGUUCGUCAUCCAUCAGAGGACUCACACGGGGGAGAAGCCCUUCAAGUGCAGUCAGUGUGGGAAGUCCUUCUGCCAGAAGGGCACCCUCACCGUCCACCAGAGGACGCACACCGGGGAGAAGCCCUACGAGUGUACCGAGUGCGGGAAGACCUUCUACCAGAAGCUACACCUCAUUCAGCACCAGAGAACCCAUUCUGGCGAGAAGCCCUACAAGUGUGGCUACUGUGGGAAGUCCUUCUGCCAGAAGACGCACCUCACUCAGCACCAGAGGACACACUCGGGAGAGAGGCCCUAUGUUUGUCACGACUGUGGCAAGACGUUCUCUCAGAAGUCAGCACUCAAUGACCACCAGAAGAUCCACACGGGCGUCAAACUCUACAAGUGCAGUGAGUGUGGCAAGUGCUUCUGCCGCAAGUCCACGCUCACAACCCACAUGAGGACGCACACGGGCGAGAAGCCGUACGAGUGUAACGAGUGUGGGAAGUUCUUCUCCAGGUUGUCGUACCUCACCGUGCAUUACAGAACCCACUCGGGGGAGAAGCCCUACGAGUGUACGGAGUGCGGGAAGACCUUCUACCUGAACUCAGCCCUUAUGAGACAUCAGAGGGUGCACACGGGGGAGAAGCCGUACGAGUGUAACGAGUGUGGGAAAUUAUUCUCGCAGCUGUCCUACCUCACUGUGCAUCACAGAACUCACUCAGGAGUGAAGCCCUAUGAGUGUAGCGAGUGUGGGAAGACCUUCUACCAGAAUUCAGCCCUUUGUAGACACCGGAGAAUUCACAGAGGGGAGAAGCCCUACGAAUGCUACAUAUGUGGCAAGUUCUUUUCUCAGAUGUCUUACCUCACGAUCCAUCACAGAAUUCACUCCGGGGAGAAGCCCUAUGAGUGCCGCGAGUGUGGGAAGACCUUCUGCCAGAACUCGGCCCUCAACAGACACCAGCGCACACACACGGGAGAAAAAGCCUACGAGUGUUAUGAGUGUGGGAAAUGCUUCUCCCAGAUGUCUUAUCUCACUAUCCACCACAGGAUCCACUCGGGAGAGAAGCCCUUCGAAUGUAACGAGUGUGGGAAAGCCUUCUCCCGGAUGUCGUACCUCACUGUGCAUCACAGGACCCACUCAGGAGAGAAGCCCUAUGAAUGUACGGAGUGCGGGAAGAAAUUCUACCACAAGUCCGCAUUCAAUAACCAUCAGAGAACUCACAGGAGAGGGAGCGGGAAUGGGGUUGAUGUGGGAAGGCUCCUUUAAAGCCAGACUCAACCUUCUCAGUAAGCUAGAAACCCGUCUGCAGCUGAGCCCUGAUGUGCAUGGCCCCAGGUAUCUAUAGGCUCCGUCUCUGAGGAUUCUAUCCUCCAAAACUACAUAGGGAAAAGGGUUUCUCUGUGCUGAAUAUGUACAGAAUAUUUUUUGCCUUUCUUCCCUAAGUAGUACAAUAUAACAGCUCUUUAUACUGCGUUUAUAUGGUAUUACGCGUCAUAGAUAGUCUAGAGGCGAGUUAAAGUACAUAGGGUGUGCACAGUCACGAUGUCAUCUUACAUAGGGGCUUAAUCUGCAGACGUUGGUGUCCAGGUGGUCUCAGAACCACACUCCCCCAUACCAAAGGAUACCUCUGUCAGAGAGCUCACGCAAAGAAGCAUGAACAAGUCUGUGUGAGGUCGAUUCAUCAGAAACCCACAGGGCAGGAAGCACAGCUGUGAGAAGAGCACAUAGCAGACUCUACAGGAGUCAGAAUGUAUAAGAUACAUCUCAGCAUAACUUCAGACUGCUCAUCAGGGGUCUGACUCGACUGAAGGAGGGGGGAGCACACUCCUUUGGCAACUGCUAAUACUGAAGGACGUUACGUAAAAAUUAAAAGAAGAGGGGCUGGAGAGAUGGCUCAGUGGUGGAGAGCACUGACUGCUUUUCUAGAGGUCCUGAGUUCAAAUCCCAGCAACCACAUGGUGACUCAAAACAUCUGUAAUGGGAUCUGAUGCCCUCUUCUGGGGUAUCUGAAGAAAGCUACAGUGUACUCAUAUACAUACAUUUUUUUAAAAAAUUAAAAAGAAAUACUCUGCUAGAAAUAAGUACACUCUUUAACUGCAGGAUGUAGAGUUGCCAGUCUGGUUAGCCAAGUUUGCUACACUAAACUGGUAAGUGAUUCCCUAGGGGCACAGGGCUUGGGGGUCUCUUGUUUUUGUUUCAGUAGCCAUCACAGAAAUCUCAUGUUCAGUUUUAAUCAAGCUUGGAAAAGUGUCAUGUUGUUACUUUGUAACAUAUGGUGAGCUUACCCAUUCCAAGGAAGUCCCCCAUCCUGUUGUUAUCUUCAUAUGCACUGUCACUGAAGUUAUGAACUAUGCUUUUUCUCAUAUUCUUCCUUGGGUUUUCAAAUGCAUUAGGUCAUUGUCACAGGAUUCUAUCCUCUGUAAAGAAGCCAGGUUUUUCCCCCCCAACUAUAGCAAAGAUGGAAUAUAUCUAUAAAAUAGAAAACGCUGAAUAGAUAAUUUAAAACUAAGCCAGAAGUCUGUAAAGGUGAGAAACAGCCUUAGCCUCCCUGUACUCUGUACAACUAAGAACCACGCGUAGGAUAUUGUCAUUUCUACACGCCACUGGCUCGCUUGUCUCAGGUGGAUGCUUGUGUGUGAGUAGAACACAGUGUCUGGGUAGCACAGUACGGGCUGUGGUUGUGACUGUGCUCUGCUCUCCUGUCCCCGAAGCGAGCACACACAGAGGACGGUGGCAGACUUCACCCAGUGCCUUCUGCCGCUCCUUCCCCAGCUUUCGUAGGUCGUCUGAGUGCAUUCCUCCUUACAUGAUGGGACGGAACUCCGGGGAUGUUUUCACUGCUGGGGAUGAGCCUUUCUCGGGACCUUGGACCCAAGUCCAGAGAGUUCGAAAAGAUAUCAAAAAUCAUUUCUUGAAAGUGUCUCUCAAAGCAGCAGAACCUUAGUGAACAUCACCUUGUCUGGAUGCGGUGCCUGAUAAUGACUGCCAACCAUGUAUACCGUGUAGUCAUAACAACAGAAAGUAGAGUAACCUGGGACCGGAAUGAUGUCACAGAGCCACUAAAGCAACGUGACCUGUAGCCACUCCGCGUCUGGACUGUGGGUUUUGUUUUCUGUUUUUCUAAGAGACUGUUUCUAAACCAGGUGACUUAGGAACAUUCUGUUAAUAACAACCGGACAGCCUCGUGCCGCAUUACACUUUGUAGGAGUUAUGCAAUUCAGAAGUGGAAUUUAGGUGAAUCAUUUAUUUUGAUGUGUCAAUAGAGAGAUUUAUUGUCUGUAAAUUUGGAUGUAAAUAAUCUGAGCAUUGGAAGUGAACUUGAAACAAUUGUGUAUGCUUCCUUAAGCUGUCAUCAGCCUGUAAGAUGGUUUUCCUAUGUGUUCUAUGUGCACAUCUAUGCAUGUGUGUGGAUGCCCUAGGACAACUUCAAGUGUUCUGUGGGUGCUGAAACAUUGUCUCACUGGCUCCAGCAUUGUGUCAGGAGCCAUCCGUAUGCACCUUCCCAUCAUUGUGGGUCUCCCAAGUGCCCAGCCUUCGGACAUGGGAGCUGAGGGUGGAACCCGAGUCCUGGUCCUCGCUCAGCAGGCAGCGGCCCGUCAGCCACCCACGGCUGCAUCUGACUCUUUCCACACGGGUUCUAGGAAUCACACUCAGGUCCUCCGGAUGGCGAGACAGGCACUCUGCCCACCGAACCCUUGUCUUGUCUUGUUUGAGAUACAGGUGUCACUUUGCAGCCCUGAUAGGCCUUGAACUCAUGGUGGUAAUCCUGCCUUAACCGCAAGUGUGAGAGUGCAAAUGUAAGCCACCAAUCUGACCCGUGUCACUUUGGAAACUGACAACUCCAGGUUUACUCCAUUUCCUAACACAUGACUUUUUUUGGGGUAGUUUAGCUCGCACAUGGCUUAUUGCUUAUAUUAUUUGGUGAUGUAUGGUGUGAGGUAAGGAUCUGAUUUUGUUCCCUUUCAGAUAAUUCUCCUGAUGGCCCAUAUCUUUUGAACCAUUUGUCCACUAUACAAAAUGUCACAUCUCUCAUGUAUGAGUCUCAGCACCCCGCACCUCCCAUGACCUUGUAAAACUGUGAGUUUCUGGACGUCUGAUAGGUGCUUUAAUUUGGGGUUGAAACAAAAAAUUGAUAGCAGAUUUGUUGAAAUGAUAUCUACACAAGGCAUGGUGAUGUAUGCCUGUAAUCCCAACACAUGGAAGACAGAGGCAAGACGAGCAGGCCAGCCAGCCUGAAGUAGAUAGCCACAUACACAGAGGUCUUGCUUCGUAAGGCCUUUCCUCUCUAUACAGCCUUUUAGAGAAACAUAUUCAAGGUGUUGGACAGAUGGCUCAGUUGACGAAGU